CACCGCCUUAAGGCCGCGGGGGGGUCGGGGGGAGGCAGUGUGGAAUUGGCAAAGCGUCAUUCGUGGAUGGUGAGCCAGAUCUCGGUCCAAAUGCAAAUGGAUUCAUGCUCUUUUAAAAUCACAGCUGUUCCCUCUCUGCCUCUUCACAUGAAUGCCACUGCUCAGGCAAAAGCCUUCUCCGUAGUUCCUGCUAUCCUAUUUUGCACCACCACCAUGCUUUUCAAGUCAACUUGUCAUGUUUACUUGCCUGUUUUUGUGAAUUGCAGCUGCUGCAUGUGCGACAUCCCUUGGCUCUGAGUUCGUGGUUAUCUUCAUAUCAGUCUAUCCUUAUCUCGUUUAUUCUGAAAUUUUGUAAAUUUCAGAUUAUCCUAAUGUCACAAAAUUAAAAACUGAGACCUGUUAUUGCUGGUAGGCCCCAGAUUUCAUCUGUGGUGAUGAAGGAUAAGCGAUUAUUUUUUACUGUCCACAACAGGGUUCUUACUAGAGAAUAUUCAAAUGAUGCUUUUGUUUUAUGCUUUUAUGUGCUUGGGGUUGGGUCUUUUUUAAAUUAGCUCUCUAAAGCUCACAGGUCUUUCUUCAGUCUGUUGGAAGAAAGAGAUUUCUGUCCCAGUGUCAGGACAGGAAUACAGAGUAUUUAAAAGCAGUGUUUCCAGUGCUAGUUUUUAAGCUCUUUUUAGUAUGUCUGUACUGGGAUUAUUUCAAUGCUGUGGAAUCUGCCUAAACCUGCACCUGAAACGUAGCAUAGACGGGAAAAUAAUUUCCGUGGCCCAGUGCUUAGUUCACAAUUAAUUUCCAGCUUUUCCAGGAAGGAGGAAUUUGCAGUGUGUUUUGUGUUAUUAGCCUCUGCUCUGUUUUUUUUCAGUGGUUUUGAUUCCUCAAAAAAAAUUACCUUAACCUUUUUUCAAUGCUCCAGUUUGGAAGGCUGCAGAAGAUGCUGCAUUGUAGCUCUGCAUUCUCACAAUGUGAUCUUUCCUCUCUCUUUCCUUAUCUAUUUUGCUUAUCAGUAAAACUAGUUAACGGCAUUAGUAUUUAUUUUUCUCUUUGGCUAUUUGAGGAGAAUGAGACAGCUGGGACUUCUGAACAAUUGUUUCAAGCUUUAUGCAUCUCCUGGACACAGAACUCUGUAGGCUUUCAGUUUUAUACAUAUUUCAGAGAUUAUCUUCAGUUUUGAGAGCUAGAGUCUUAAAAUCGAUUGAAACUUAAAAACGGCUUGUCCUUUUAUGCCUUUGAAUUCUGCAUCAUUGACCCGUUGUGAAUUGGCGUAGCUUGAACGAGGCUGAAGGCAUUUUGGUAGGCCAUCCUUAUGUUUAUUUUAUGAUACACUCUAAUUUUGAUAAAAGGCUCAAUAAAGAAUGUUUGUAGGAGUGUUGGAUUUGCUCUUGCACUUUUCAUGAAUGCUUUUCCUGCCUCAGUGACAUUGUUCUUUGUAAUGGUAAGUGUGAAGUAUAAAGGCAAAUUGAAGGAAGAAGCAAAAAGCUGAAAUUAUUGUAUGGGUGACAGCGUGUCUGAUGACCACAGGUACUUCUUGGUGAAGAUGCAUUUCCUUAAGGUAGUUCCUGUUGUGUCACCUAGGAGCAGGGGAGAAAAUAAUCUUGAGAUACUGCUGGUAACAUCUCCUACUUGUGACUGCAGUGGGGACUACAUAGGGGAGCAAGAAACUGUACAGAUUGCAUAAAUGCCUCAGUUUAUUGCAUAAAUGCCUCGGUGUGGACCUGGCCAAAUCACUUGCACGUGAGUCCAUGCUGCUGGCUGAAAUGCAGAAUGGUAACAGUACACUGAAGCUUAGUUAAGGGUGUUUUUUAGGUGGGUGUUAAGUUGCUGGUCCAUCCUUGUGUCCACUUUGUGGUCUUCAUAAGAGUUCUGUCUCCUACAGUUUUGUGCAGCAGAAGUAUUACACUUAGAUAUAACUGCUUUAAUUGCAGGGAAGAUGAAAAGGAAGUUUGCUUUUGGAGUGAAAAAGAGUGUUGAAAACUUUUUAUUUUAAUGGGUCUAUCUGGAAAUGCUGUGAAAACUCCCACCUAUUGAUAGCCCUUCCCCACCCUCAACAGUUACUUAACCUGUGGGAACAAAUGGGAAUCUUUUUCAACUUUUCACCCAGUCAUGUGGGUUUGCAAUUCCAUAUACCUGUUAAAAGUGAACUAUUGCAGAAACCUUGCAUCCUCAUCCACUUAUACGUAACUUCGCAGAAGAGUUAUUGUUCUAACAAGUGGAAUAAGCACUAAAGUGUGCGUGGAUAUUAGAAAAAUCUCAUUUGUAAUAAUAUUUUAAAAGCUGCCCUGUUGGUAGAAAUAAUGGUUCUUACAAAGGGAGGCAGGGCAUCCUUGUCUCUCUAAGAGAAGUUGUGUUUCAUCGGAUUUAGCUGCUCAAACCAGGAAGCAUUAGCACUCAGGGAAUAUUCAUGUCAUUGGUAGUGGGGCUGUAAGGUGUUGGAACUGUCUCCAGGCAGGCUUUACCUGGUGUUGUAAAAGGAAAACCCCCCCUGUGGCUCAGUUCUGCUUUAUUUAAAGCCUUUUAGGUCACCUAAAGUUUUGUGUAAAGUCAACGGCUGUUGUGAAGGAUUGGUGCAGUCAGCGACUACCCAAAUAGCAAGGGAGCUGUUGCAUUCAUCUUACUGAGGUUCCUUUUUUACAAGCCAGGGGCUAAAAGCUAGCAUUGGGCUGAUUUUGAUUUUGAGGUACUUCCAAGUGGUGAUUGUGAGAAUGGCUUCCUAAACGUAUAUUAAAAAAAACCUUCAAAGGAUUCUUUUUGUUUCAAAGUUUUGUAGGAGGAAAGCCUGGAUAGGUCAAGGCAGGUAAGAAACACAGAAGGAAGGCUCUGCUUUUAAUUUCCCUCCUUUUUUUCUGGGGACCUGUCUGAGGGAAGUGCCAGAAGUCUGGCUCUAACCUUUAAGUUCAGCCAAUAAGCUAUUGCUUCUUGGACUCCCCAAACAGAUUUGCUAUAUAAAGCAUUAUGUUUCCAAAAUUUCCAUCUUUAUAUGUUAAUUUCCCAUUCCACUAGAUCUUCUGGAGUUUUGGGGGUUUUUUUUCUGUUGGUUGGUCAAGCAGAGGAACCAGAAAAUGACUGAAGAUUACUCAAACUGCUGCUAUCAAAACUCAACGAGGAGAGACAUUCCCUUUUUAUGAGCUGUUUUUAACAAAAAUGUGUCAGUUCACCAUUGCUGUUUUAAUCCAGAAUCCUCAAAAUCAUUUUUGAUUCCUCUGUGAAAUUAGUAGAAUUAGGCAGCAAAAAAUAUCUUCAGGGGUCUACAAAUUGUCUAUUUAGGCCAUAGUACUGAGAGGCAAAUCCCCGAAGGUUCUGUUUCAUACUUCAGCAACGAAAAAACAGAGAUGUUUGUUUUCUGUCAGUAUUAAUGCAGCUACAGUCUAAGUUGAUCUCAGCUUAGCCUGUAAGAGUCUCAUCACAUCUUUCUUUUCUUUUGAGGUCAUGAAACGCAUACGCACAGAACAGAUUCAGAUGGCAGUGUCCUGCUACCUCAAGCGCCGUCAGUAUGUGGACUCGGAAGGUCCCCUAAAACAAGGGCUGAGGCUGUGUCAGACUGCUGAAGAGAUGGCAGCUAAUCUCACAGUCCAAUCUGAGUCUGGUUGUGCCAACGUCGUGUCUGCAGCUCCCUGCCUGGCAGAGCCACAGCAAUAUGAAGUACAGUUUGGACGAUUACGCAAUUUUCUGACAGAUUCAGAUUCUCAGCACAGCCAUGAAGUGAUGCCUCUUCUAUAUCCCCUCUUCGUCUACCUCCAUCUGAACAUGGUCCAGAAUGGCCUAAAAAGCACAGUGGACAGUUUUUACAGCCGCUUCCAUGGCAUGUUCUUGCAGAAUGCCAGCCAGAAGGAUAUCAUUGAACAGUUGCAGACUACCAUGACUAUUCAAGAUAUCCUGUCCAACUUGAAGCUCCGGGCUUUUCUGGAUAACAAAUACGUCAUCCGCCUUCAAGAGGACAGCUACAACUACCUUCUUCGCUACCUCCAAAGUGACAACAACAACGCCCUGUGCAAAGUCCUGACCUUGCACAUUCACCUGGAUGUGCAGCCUGCCAAGAGGACUGACUACCAGCUCUAUGCUGGUGGGAGCUCCUCACGCAACGAGAGCAACGGCCUGGAACCCAGCGACGUGCCAGCUUCCAUUCUGCAGAAUGAGGCAGCGCUGGAUUUACUGCAGGACAGCAUUAAACGUGUCAAGGACGGGCCCCCUUCCUUAACCACCAUCUGCUUCUAUGCCUUCUAUAACACGGAGCAGUUGCUGAACACUGCAGAGAUUUCACCAAAUAGCAAGCUGCUCGCUGCUGGGUUCGAUAAUUCAUGCGUGAAGCUUUGGAGCCUGCGCUCCAGGAAGUUGAAGUCUGAGCCCCACCUUGUUGAUGUGUCCCGCAUCCGUUUGGCUUGUGACAUCCUGGAUGAGGAGGAGGAAGAGGAUGACAAUGCAGGCACAGAAAUGAAGAUCCUGCGAGGACACUGUGGACCUGUGUAUAGCACAAGGUUCCUUUCAGACAGUUCAGGACUCUUAUCUUGUUCUGAGGACAUGUCCAUCAGAUACUGGGACCUCGGAAGUUUUACAAACACUGUGUUGUACCAAGGACAUGCCUAUCCUGUCUGGGACUUGGAUAUCAGCCCCUGCAGCCUGUACUUUGCCAGCGGUUCCCACGAUCGCACUGCAAGGCUCUGGUCGUUUGAUCGGACGUACCCGCUGCGAAUAUACGCGGGCCAUUUGGCGGACGUGGACUGCAUCAAGUUCCACCCCAAUUCCAACUACUUAGCGACGGGCUCCACGGACAAAACCGUGCGCCUGUGGAGCACUCAGCAGGGCAACUCGGUACGGCUUUUCACCGGGCACCGGGGCCCCGUGCUGGCGCUCGCCUUUUCCCCCAACGGCAAGUACCUGGCAUCGGCAGGUGAAGACCAGCGGCUGAAGCUGUGGGACUUGGCAUCAGGAACUCUUUACAAAGAACUGAGGGGGCACACAGACAACAUAACCAGCCUUACUUUUAGCCCCGACAGUAGUUUAAUUGCUUCGGCGUCGAUGGACAACUCGGUUCGGGUCUGGGACAUCCGGAACACUUACUGCAAUGCCCCUGCGGAUGGGUCUUCCAGUGAACUGGUUGGUGUAUAUACCGGACAGAUGAAUAACGUACUGAGCGUACAGUUCAUGGCCUGUAAUCUUCUUCUAGUGACUGGAAUUGCACAAGAAAAUCAGGAACAUUAAUUUUGCUUUUUGUCUUAGGGAAGUGGGUGGGUGUCUUGAAUGCCGGAGUCCAUUGCAAGCUGAGAUUACUGACUGUGAAACACUUCUCUUCCUCUGCCCCCUUGAAAGGCAUGUUCAGAGUGAUGCAAAUGCUUUAAGAUGUCACAAAAAUGCCUGUGCUGUUGAACAGAAUAAGGAAAAAAAGGAGGAUUGAUGAAAAUACAUAUACAUUCUACUUUUGUACUUGUAGGAAUGGGAAAAGGGGGAGUAAAUCCAGUAGCUUGGGGAAACUGAAAGCCUGGCCCAGACAAGUGAAACUGCCAACCAGAUAAACUGGUGACCUGCACUUAAAUAUCCUUCAUUGAUUGAUGGGCACAUCUUACCUACUGUUAAUUUGGCUUGAGUGUGUGGAGAACUACUGGCCAAGUGGUUUUUGUUUUGUUUUGCUUUUGCUUUCCUGGUAUUGCAGAGGACCAGCAUUUUUAAGACCCUUCUAUUAAAAGAACAUCAUGUAUUUUCUACAGUGAUAGUGGUCCUAAAUAUUUCAGCUCCAUAUAGCACUUCUGGAAUAUUUUUGACUAAAGAAGGAGAAAAUACCUUUGUUCUUUUUUAGUAAGGGCAAGGAAAUCUGACCUCAGUUGGGGCCCAUCUCUGCAUUGUUGUUUGGGUUUGGUUCCUGGUACUAGCUGUGAUUAUGUGUAUUUAUGUUCCAUUAAUUAGGAAAUUUUCUGACUCUGGUUGCACUGUGUUUUGAGGAUGGGAGGACAGUGGGGACAGAGCGGUGGCUUUAAGGAUAAUGAACAACUUGCCUUGUCUGGAGGGAGGGCACCAUAGAAUGGAAACAGCCAAGUUGGGACUCCUGAUGGAAACAGGGCAUGGCAACCCACCACUGCACCUCACAGAAAGAUUUCCAUAAAUGGAAGUUGGCAGUCUAGGGAGAGGGGGAUGAGGAGAAACACACAAAAUGACAUGGGAAAUAAAAUAGUAUUACUAAAUUAUUGUGUGUACACAGAGGCAGCUCUGCCAGUGUUGGAUUUUUCUCAAAUGUUGCAAUACCAGUUUCAUGAACAGUUUGUGAGAUAAAUCAUCAGCAUUUACAAGGAUCUGCAGAAAAAGCACGUUCUAGUUUGUCAUUUGGAGAGAUUAAAUAUUUCUGCUUUCUGGAAAGAGUUAUUUUGUAUUUUGUUUUCUAUUAAAAGCAUUUAG
Messenger RNA from Cyanistes caeruleus (blue tit), 6378 nucleotides. Lineage: Eukaryota; Metazoa; Chordata; Aves; Passeriformes; Paridae. The record is from RefSeq and is a predicted model, not a curated record.